UGUUCGUGACGCGCGCCGACAGAGCCACACGGACCGCGGCCCGCGCCCAAUCCCGACAGUAGAUGGCAGCAGCCCAAGAAACCCUAUGCCGUCUGGUUCACCACAGCUCUGCCUCUCUCAGUUGUGCAGCAGCACUCGCACUGGAGGCAGGACGUCAAAUGAAACAGAAGAGCCGCCUGCUGCUGCUCCUCUCGAGUUUUACGCGUAGCCUGUCCUCCGCACCCGGAGACAGCACGUUUUGAAACCGCCAUGGAAGACAAAUCCAACUCGUUCUCAAGCAACAAAGAGGAGAAAGCGGACGGGAAUAAUGUGUUGCAGAGGCAAGACUCGAUCUUGAAGAACAGCAUGGGGAGCCAGAACAUGAAGGACCACGGCAACUCAGUGGGUGUCAAGGGGGACCGGGAGGAAACCAUGGUCGGUUUUGACGAUUUAGACGCUGCGUCGAGGCAAUAUGGGUUUAUGCAGCGGCAAUUUGGAGCGAUGAUGCAGCCCGGGGUGAAUAAGUUCUCCUUGCGGAUGUUCGGGAGUCAGAAAGCUGUGGAGAAGGAGCAGGAGAGAGUCCAGACGGCUGGAUAUUGGAUCAUUCACCCUUAUAGUGAUUUUAGGUUCUACUGGGACUUGAUAAUGCUCAUCAUGAUGAUGGGGAAUCUUAUUAUCAUUCCUGUGGGAAUAACCUUCUUUUCCGAGCAAACCACCACCACCUGGCUCAUCUUCAACGUGGCCUCGGACACAAUCUUCCUGGUGGACCUGGUCAUGAACUUCCGAACAGGGAUUGUGAAUGAGGAGAGCUCAGAAAUCAUCCUGGACCCAAAGGUCAUUAAGAUGAACUACCUGAAGAGCUGGUUCGUAGUGGACUUCCUCUCCUCCAUCCCGGUGGAUUAUAUCUUUCUAAUAGUGGAGAAAGGUUUUGAUUCGGAGGUCUAUAAGACGGCACGAGCACUACGUAUUGUACGGUUCACCAAAAUCCUCAGCUUGCUACGUCUUCUCAGGCUUUCACGCCUCAUCAGAUACAUCCACCAGUGGGAGGAGAUCUUCCAUAUGACGUAUGAUCUGGCGAGUGCAGUGGUAAGAAUUUUUAAUCUGAUUGGCAUGAUGUUGUUGCUGUGUCACUGGGACGGCUGUCUUCAGUUCCUUGUGCCCCUUCUGCAAGACUUCCCUCCUGAUUGCUGGGUGUCGCUAAAUGGUAUGGUUAACGACUCCUGGGGGAAGCAGUACUCUUACGCCCUAUUUAAGGCCAUGAGUCACAUGCUGUGCAUCGGGUAUGGAGCCAGGGCACCCGUCAGCAUGUCAGAUCUUUGGAUCACAAUGCUCAGUAUGAUUGUGGGUGCCACCUGUUAUGCCAUGUUCGUGGGCCACGCCACAGCCCUCAUCCAGUCACUAGACUCGUCCCGAAGACAGUACCAGGAGAAGUACAAGCAAGUUGAGCAGUACAUGUCCUUCCACAAGCUGCCAGCUGACAUGCGUCAGAAAAUCCACGAUUACUAUGAGCAUCGCUACCAGGGAAAAAUCUUUGAUGAGGACAGCAUCCUUAAUGAGCUAAACGACCCGCUCAAAGAGGAAAUCGUCAACUUCAACUGUCGUAAGUUGGUGGCCACUAUGCCGCUGUUUGCAAAUGCAGAUCCUAACUUUGUGACAGGAAUGCUGAGUAAACUAAAGUUCGAGGUGUUCCAGCCCAAUGAUUACAUCAUUCGCGAGGGGACCGUGGGUAAAAAGAUGUACUUCAUUCAGCAUGGAGUGGCUAGUGUCAUUACCAAAUUCAACAAAGAGCUCAAACUCACCGAUGGAUCCUACUUUGGAGAGAUCUGCCUGUUGACAAAAGGUCGCCGUACUGCUAGUGUCCGUGCAGACACGUAUUGCCGACUUUUCUCGCUGUCUGUCGACCAUUUCAACGAAGUCUUGGAAGAAUAUCCCAUGAUGCGUCGUGCCUUCGAGACCGUGGCUAUCGACCGCUUGGAUCGCAUUGGGAAGAAGAACUCGCUCCUGCUCCAGAAAUUCCAGAAGGAUCUGAAUGCUGGCGUGUUCAACACACAGGAGAACGAGCUGCUGAAGCAGAUAAUCCGACAGGACCGGGAGAUGGUGAUGAUGGUAGAUCGGAAGCAGUCGGUCACAGGGAUGAAUUCCACGCCGAUGUCUGGAAACUCCAUCAUUAACUCUCCCGCCCAGCUACCGUUCACUACAGCAGCUGCUAUUCUUGGUAACCAAUUACAGCAACAGGCCGCCCCAUUGAGCUACAGCACCUCUGCAACUAUCACCCCAUCCAGCCGCGUGCCGCCCUCCCAAGGCGUCACAUUUUCGGUGGCAAGCAUAUCGCACGGGAACCUCAGCACCACUUCCCCGAAUCACCCUACUUCCUUGCAGCAGCCGCCUUCGGCGAUCAUGUCCCCAUGCUCUUUUACCACAUCCGUAUGCAGUCCCCCGGUUCAGACCCCUAUAGCUAGCCGAACUUUCCAGUACGGAUCACCGACAGCUUCACAACUGUCCCUUGUACAGCAACCUUUACCCCAGCAAUCCUUGCCUGCUUCCAUACCCCAACAACAGCAGCAACAACAGCCACAACAAUCACAAGGGGUAUCCCCUCAAAGGAGCGAGGUUCACAAGAGCACACAUGCGCUCCAGUCAGGCAGCCUGAGCCGGGACAUACGCCAUCUCUCUGCCUCACAGCCUUCACUCCCUCACGAGACCUCAAUGGCUGCCCGGGCACACCCCACAUCGGGCGAAACGCUCGCGUCUAUUCCGCCACCUAUGGGAUCCACGGCAGGUGUCCAGGCACCGGGUUCUGCACUGCAAAGCGGAAUCCGCACCAACGUUCCACAGAGGGUUGCCCUUUUCCGACAGAUGUCAUCGGGAGCGUUACCGCCAGUGCGCACAGCGCCUUCUAGUGGCCAGUACAGGGAUUCCUCUGGCUCCAGGAGAGAGUCAUCAGUCUCAAGCUGUACAGAGACGGAACAAGACAAAAUGCGAUUCGCAUCGAAUUUAUGAUUCCGUUUUACUUUUUUUCCUGUUAUUUAAAAAAAAAAAUACUUUGAUUUUUAUGGAGAUACAAAAAAUGGGGGGAAAGACUCAAGUAUUUUUUUUCUUUCUCCAACUUCCUCUGAAAAAAAUAACUUCAUUGCUAUCCUGUACAGAAUUUCCUUGUACUAUAUUUUAGACACACUUCCCUUUCAACUUAAGAAUGUAUAUUAAACAAAUAUAUAUGUGCAAAUCCAACUAGAAUAUUUGACGUUGACCAUAUUGGAAAAACUCUAGUAUAAACACAAGUCUUCCUUUCUAAUAUACGUGACUAUAAUGUGUCUGAACAUGUUCUAUUUUGUUCAUUUUUCUUAUGGUUCGGAUUUAUCGUUUUUGGUACAGGAAUGCAAUGUGUCUGGGAAUGAUGUUUUUGAAUUUUGUUUUCUCUUUGUUGCGUUAUGAAGACAACAAAAGUCCAGCAUUCAGCAGCUUUUGUAAUCACUGUGGAAAAUGUUUGCGCAGUCGGACCUGGUAUAUACUGAGUUGUUUUAAAAGCACAUCUAUAAAUCUUACUUGUUGGGAAAACAAAUAUCGGAAAAUGCUUGGAGCACCAAAUCCAGGUGUCUGCAAUUCGUUGUGUUGUGCAGUAAUUGUGUCGUGUUUCAAGACAGCAAUUGUGCAUUAAAGGGAAUAAAUUAGAGAUAAAUCUCUUUUUUUUUUUUUUUUUUUUUUUUUUUUUAUUAUUAUUAUAUUUUAUUUUAAAGAAGGUUGCAUGGUGGAGUCGGGUGGUUUUAUUUUCUAUAUCUAAUUUCAGAACAUGGUGGACAUGAUGGACAACAAUGUUUUCAAAGAAUGAAAUGUCACUUAAAGGCUGUACAUUAACAAUAUUUAUAAGACUAAAGAUUAUCACCAUUAUGCAAUAGACUGUGAUAUAAAUAUUAACUAUAUGUGUGUUGUACAUAGUUUUGUAGAUCUAGUAUUUACAAAGUAAUAUGUGGUGCAUUCUCAAACAUGGCAAUGUUUCUCAAACAAUGUCUUAUCUCUGUCAGCAGCCUGGGUAUAAUCCUAUAUACAGUUUAUGCAUAUAUAUAUAUAUAUAUAUAUAUAUAUAUAUAUAUAUAUUAUUCAAAUGGUAAUAUGUGACUACAAACAUCAGAAACGAUCGUUAGAGAUAAGAAAACCUUAAUGCAAAUAGUAGCCUUACACUGUACUUAGGACUGGGGACAAUAUCUAUAUUUAAAAAUAUAAUUAACGUAAGAGAAGCUUGUCAAAUACAAAGGUAAAAAAGAUUACAGUGGCAAGACACCAUGUUGGCGGGGUGGGGUAAGGCAUCAUCUGCGAAGCUUAAUGCAUUUCACCAAUGUUACAUAAUCAUUUAUGUUUCUAAUCCCUAAACAGGAAUUAAAUGCAUUUAAUUGAUCAUUUCCUGGUCACUGCAGCUCAUUUUUGCUGGCAUAACACAAGGACGCCAACGGCUGUGUGCGUUCAGAGAAAAGCAAAUCCUCCUGUGAUUGAUAGAUGCUUGAUUUGAAAAAAGUUUAAUUUUAAUAGUAUUCUCAUGAAUCAGUAUUAAUGGCUAUUCACACGAGAAUCAAUAUUACGCCAGCUCUGUACAAUAGUUUGUAAUAUUACAUACGUGUACUGUUCUGCAUUUUAAAUGGUUAUUGUUUUUAAUACUGUGAAGAAACAUUCUAACUUAAUCUUUAUUUUCAAUGUAAUACUCCAGCUUUACCUUGCAAUUUGCUUCUAGUUUAAAUAAGUAUGUCAACCUUAAAGCUGAAGUGUGUAAUUUUUCAGUAUUUGUUCCUAUCCCAGUGCAAUAUAUUAAGAAACAGCUAUAAGCCAUUUGUAGGUUGCUUCCCACAAAAAGUGCAAAUACUGUGGCACUUACAAAACAUUGCUCAAACUUUUGUGACCAACGACUUGAGUUUGAGGGUGGACUAUCUGUUUGUCCAACCAAUGGCAGAAGGGGGGAGUGUUCAGAAAACCUAUUUUAAAACAGUUAUUAUUUUUGAAAUUCUGUUUGGAGACAUUUAGAGUGCAGAAAUUACACUCUUCAGCUUUAAAGUCAAAGGCAUGCAACUAAAAUGAUUGUACUGCACACAUUGUAAGUACAUAAAUGGCCAGCAGACAUUAUUCCUUCAGGCAUUUUCUUCAAGAGUCAUUAUGUGUUUUCUAAAUCCAAUUAGAUAUUUAAAAGACAUUAAAAAAACAAAAACAGAAGCUACUUUGCAUUAAGGUUACUAUCUCGUCCGUAUUUGUCAUUUGCAUUCGUGGCUUGAGACUUUGUAUCAUGUCAGCCACGCAACACUGUGGUAAAAUGGAGUUUGCAAGGGGUAAAUUGUAGCUUUGACUAUUUUUUUUACUCCUAUGUCUGGUUUUAAUUUAUUCAUAUUCAACAGUUAGUUACAGUCCUUUAAUCUGAUGGGAAAAUUGGCAUUCCAAGAGUGCGACAAGCAACGGUUGAUCCUACUUUGGCUUCACUUGGAACUAUUUUCAUUAGUGGAGCAAAAAUAGACAAUAUCUGGCCAUAUUUUGUCUAAAAUGUAAGAUACACAAUAUCAACUUCUGCUUUCUAAAACUGAAAAGCAAUAUCGCAUUCGCAAUUGUGUUAUUGUACUGAAUAUCAGCACGAAUGUGAUUACCUAUAGCCGAAUAACAGCCAUGCUAAUAUUCAAAACAAAAGCGCUCUUGCUCAUGUGAUAUUUCUACCAAUGUUAUAGAAUAGGCUUUAGACCGAACCUAUGCAAAGUCUCAUAGCCCCUUGCACAGUUUUUAAAUUAACAAUACUCCAGAAGCCCACUUGUGUCAGUACUGUACUAGUGCAAUUCCCAUACAGCCGUCCAUAAACGCAUGCAUUGUCACAAAUACUUAAAAAGUAAAACUAUUUAAAAAUGUUGACGUUUAAAUGUAUUGUGAGAUUGUUUUAUUUAUUUUUUUGUUUGUCUGUUUGUUUCUUGUCUGCCUAGAUGUUAUUUGUGCAUAUCAGAAACACUGACUUUUUACGAAAAGGACAUUCUUAAGUAUUUGUGCCUAAACUAUUGCCAUGCUACAUCCUGUUCAUUUUAUGAGCGUGCGUGCGCACACAUGUAAGUAGACAAGUGUAUACAUGUAUAUCCAAUGUUUUCAAAGAACAAAAGCAAUGGAAAUGGCCAAACGUAUCAGAGUUUUAAUAAAAAACAGAAUCACACUUUGCUAGCUGCACUGUACGGCAAAGCAUCUGUGAUAACAUUCUAGUGAAAAAGUAUAUAUAUAUAUAUAUAUAUAUAUAUAUAUAUAUAUAUAUAUAUAUAUAUAUUAGAGGUCGACCGAUAGUGUAUUUUGCUGAUACGAUAACUAAGGUGGUGGGAAAGGCCGAUAACCGAUUAAUCGGAUGAUAGUUUUUAAAAUUGAUUGAUAGAAUGUCAAAAAAAAAAAAAUUAUUAUUCUUUCCUUACUAUCAUGGGCACAGACAAAGAGUCCUUAAUGAAUAAAAUCACAGAUACAGUUUAUUGUUCAACCAAAAUCCCCAAAAUGACCAGAAAAAGAUUUGGUUCACAACACGGGACUUUUAAGUAUAAACAAGCCCAAAAAACCCUAGGGACUCUUAUUUAGAAAUGACGAAAUGAAGAAAAAACUAACUGCAACUAUCGGCAUAUAAUUUUGCCGAUAACGAUAGUUCCAAAAUGCAACUAUCGGCACUGAUUUAUAUUCAUAUAUAUAUAUAUAUAUAUAUAUAUAUAUAUACAACUCUGGAAAAAAUUAAGAGACCA
This is a messenger RNA of Myxocyprinus asiaticus (Chinese sucker), 6701 nucleotides long. RefSeq names its product potassium/sodium hyperpolarization-activated cyclic nucleotide-gated channel 1-like. The transcript has 8 exons. Bases 250 to 2979 code for a protein of 909 amino acids. Lineage: Eukaryota; Metazoa; Chordata; Actinopteri; Cypriniformes; Catostomidae. Gene Ontology annotation, cellular component: membrane. The record is from RefSeq and is a predicted model, not a curated record. Gene Ontology annotation, biological process: transmembrane transport; potassium ion transport. Gene Ontology annotation, molecular function: voltage-gated potassium channel activity.